Messenger RNA from Penicillium canescens, 1395 nucleotides. Its product is annotated as adenylate-forming enzyme. The transcript is spliced from 2 exons. Gene Ontology annotation, biological process: secondary metabolic process. The coding region runs from base 1 to 1395 and encodes 464 amino acids. Gene Ontology annotation, molecular function: CoA-ligase activity. NCBI's taxonomy places the organism in Eukaryota, Fungi, Ascomycota, Eurotiomycetes, Eurotiales, Aspergillaceae. The record is from RefSeq and is a predicted model, not a curated record.
AUGGGCUGCAGCCCAUCCAGUCCUCGUCACGAACUCGACCAUUUCGUUUCUCUCGUGGAGCCCCGUCUAAUCCUCACAGUUGCGUCCGCACUGUCCGUCGUGCGCGAUGUUUGCACCAACAAAGGGAUCUCCUGGAGCCAAAUUUGCCUCGUCGACGAUCAAUCGGUCGAUCAUCUCGUGUCAUUCGCCCAGAAUCAGUCUUACAACCCGCAGGCCACGCCGCCAGUCCGGGAUGAGGGAGUCCAUUUCGACCUCAAGGAUAUGGUCUCCUUCGGGGAGAGCGACUGGAUGCGCAUUUACGAUGAAGCCACGGCAAGAAUUACACCUGCCGCCAUGUUCUCGACCAGCGGCACCAGCGGGCUGCCCAAAGCGGCCAUUCGCACUCACCAUACUAUCAUCUCUCACCAUCAAACAGUCCACUACGAUGUCCCAUAUCCCGUCACGCGACUAAUGGCUCUGCCCAUGUCCCAUUCCUUCGGAGACUUCUGGUCCAAUCUGUUUCCAAUUCGCUAUGGCCAUCCCCUGUACGUCAUGCCGCGGUUCGACUUGUCUACGUUUCUCAAUGUUGUUCAUCGCUACAACAUCACAGAGACCUACCUGGUGCCAGCGAUGGUACACAUUCUCAACCAGUCCACCCUCCCUGUCCGCGAGAGUCUCGGCUCUUUGUUCUACAUCGGUGUCUCUGGGGCUCCCAUUGAUGCGGAUUCCUUGCAGCGAUGCCAGAAGUUGCUCAACCCGCAGGCCUGCAUCGGACAACUCUGGGGUAUGACUGAGGUGGGUGUUAUCUUUCAGAACCGUUACGGUGACCAGCGGUAUCCAGGAAGUAUUGGGAAACUCUUGGAAAACUAUGAUAUCCGCCUGGUCCGGCUGGACGAUGGGACAACCAUUCACGGGGAAUCUACGCCAGGAGAGCUGUAUGUUCGUGGUCCAGGGAUCAUGCUCGCCUACCAGGGCCGCGACGAUGGCAUCGAUGCCCAGGGCUGGUUUCGUACAGGUGACAUAGCCUACAGUGAGGACGAGCAUUAUCAUAUUGUUGGGAGGACUAAGGAGCUCAUCAAAGUACGAGGGUAUUCCGUCGCUCCCGCCGAGAUUGAGGCAGUUCUUCUGAAAGAUCCUCGGGUGCACGAUACGAUGGUGAUCGGCAUCACCCUGCCGGACGGCAGCACCGAGGUCCCUAGGGCGUAUGUGGUAUGUGCACUUGGGCAGGCUAGACCCACGGCGGACGAGGUCUCAGCGCUCGCUCUAAAGAAUCUUGCUAGUUACAAGGCCUUGGACGGUGGGGUGAUUUUCGUGGAAAGUUUGCCCCGAACAGGGAUCGGCAAGCCCCAUCGCUCCAAACUAUCGCAUUUGGAUGCACAGCGAACAAAACUGGCUGCAUUGCUGUCGCCUGUUUAG